CUCGCCGGCCGUCCUGCGGGCGGGCGGCUCGGGGCGUAGGGCCAGAGCUUGUGGCCAUGGGAAAUAGAGUUAUCAGAAUUGACUCCAGAAGAGAAAACCUGGCAGACCAGUAACAAUGGAAGAAAUUGGGAAAGUCACCAAAAAGCUGUCACCCCUCACACCACCAGGCUCAGCUGGCAUCUCAGGUUAAAAAAAGUCCUUCAUGAAGAAAGAUCUUAAGCAACAUGAUGGAUUCAGAAGCUCAUGAGAAGAGGCCACCAAUUUUAACAUCUUCAAAACAAGAACUAUCACCUCACAUUGCAAAUGUUGGUGAAAUGAAGCAUUACUUCUGUGGUUGUUGUGCAGCUUUCAACAACGUAGCGGUCACAUUUCCCAUUCAGAAGCUCCUCUUUAGGCAGCAGCUGUAUGGAAUCAAAACCCGGGAUGCAGUGCUUCAGUUGAAGAAGGAUGGAUUUCGAAACUUGUAUCGUGGAAUCCUUCCCCCAUUAAUGCAGAAAACAACUACACUGGCCCUUAUGUUUGGUCUGUAUGAGGAUUUAUCUUGCCUUCUCCGAAAGCAUGUUAGUGCUCCUGAGUUUGCAACUCGUAGUGUGGCUGCAGUACUUGCAGGGACUACAGAAGCCAUUUUCACUCCAUUAGAAAGAGUUCAGACAUUGCUUCAAGACCACAAACAUCAUGACAAAUUCACAAACACAUAUCAGGCUUUCCGGGCACUGAAAUGCCAUGGGAUUGCAGAGUAUUAUCGAGGUUUGGUGCCUAUUCUUUUCCGUAAUGGAUGCAGCAAUGUCCUUUUUUUUGGCCUUCGGGGUCCCAUUAAGGAUCAUCUCCCUACUGCAACAACUCGCAGUGCUCAUUUGGUCAAUGACUUCAUCUGUGGAGGUCUUUUGGGUGCCGUGCUGGGGUUCUUGUUUUUCCCAGUUAAUGUUGUGAAAACUCGCAUACAGUCUCAGAUUGGUGGGGAAUUUCAGUCUUUCUCCAAGGUUUUCAAAACCAUCUGGCUAGAACGGGACAGAAAACUAGCAAAUCUUUUCAGAGGUGCACAUUUGAAUUAUCAUCGGUCCCUCAUCUCUUGGGGAAUAAUCAAUGCAACUUAUGAGUUCUUGUUGAAGGUUACAUGAGAAAAGUCAUCAGUGAAGUGCCACUUGUCAACUAAAUAGACCUAAGAAGAAUGUGGUUUGGUCUUAGUUCUAAUAGGCCUAAAUACAUGUUGAUGUUAAGUCCAUACUACAGUGAAUUAUGGGCAAUGAUGUUUUUGUUAAACAUCAACAAAGAAUAAGGGGAUUCAGUAGGAAAAUGUAAGGAUUUUUGUUUUGUUUUUAAUCAUUACCCAAGAGAUUUAAGCUAAUUGGCAAAAAGAUAUCUAUCUGAUUGCUUUUGAAAGGGUAAUUUAAUGGCCAAGAUAUGGUUCAUUUUUCUUCUGAAAUAGCUUUUAAGCCUUCCCUAUUGAAAUAUAAUGACCUUGAGCAGCCAGAGGAAAUGCUCUUAACACCUGUGACUUCUCAGGCUUCCUCAAGGUGUUACUCCAUUUCUUUGCUCUGAGGAAUACCUGCAGAAGGUUCAUUAAACUCAAAUAUGGUAGAACAGAGAAGAAAAACAGCUUAGUCUUAGGCCAUUUUGUGAUGAUUAUGUUGGUAUUAGUUAAGCACUUGUUCAGAUACUUAUCUAGACUGUUUUAAUUUGGUAGAAUCAACCAACUAAUAAAAGUUCCCAUUUUGCUAUCUA
Molecule: messenger RNA, 1722 nt
Organism: Perognathus longimembris pacificus (Pacific pocket mouse)
Lineage: Eukaryota; Metazoa; Chordata; Mammalia; Rodentia; Heteromyidae
Product: mitochondrial nicotinamide adenine dinucleotide transporter SLC25A51-like
Source: RefSeq, a predicted model, not a curated record